Molecule: messenger RNA, 4047 nt
Organism: Mercenaria mercenaria
Lineage: Eukaryota; Metazoa; Mollusca; Bivalvia; Venerida; Veneridae
Exons: 10
Coding region: 914-3319 (801 amino acids)
Molecular function (GO): protein binding; ATP hydrolysis activity
Source: RefSeq, a predicted model, not a curated record
AAGAAUUAUCAUUAAACAGUUGUUAACAUACCUGUGAUAUUUACACGUUGAAAUAAAACGCAUUCAAUAGAACGUAUUAUAUUUUAACUGAUAUAGCCAUUUUCUGAAUACGGCACACUUGCAUAGGUUAUAACGGAAUCAUAUCGUUUCUAUUGUAUGGAGUAAAUUUUACUGAAUUACAAUAAUGUUGUAAAUAAGCUAAUAUUAUACAGCACAUUUUUUUCAACGGACAAAUUAAACAAAAUCGUUAUGAUUGAAGACAUCGGCCAACAAGAGGGGUCACAAUAAUCAUUGAAAGCCAAUCUAAAGAUUGCGAGUUUCCUAUAGAUAGGACAAAUGACUAUGCUCAAUGACAACCAGUCUUAAGGUUUUGAGUAUUUGAUUGACAAGGAAUGUGCCUAAACUUCCUGACCACAAGUCUAAAGGUUGCGAGUGUUCAAUUUACCAGGGCGUUUACUAUAAUCCCUGACAACUAAUCUGUAGGCUGUGAGUGUUCAAUUGACGGCGGAGGUGACUUUACUCACUGACGAUCAGUCCAAAGGCUUUGAGAAUUCGAUUGACGGGGGAGGUGACUAUACUCCCUCACAACCAGUCUUUCUUACAACCAGUAUUAAUGUUGUGAGUGUUCGCUUGACAGUGGAGGUGAUUGUAUUCCCUAAAGUUGUGAGGAUGGUGAAAGUUUUAUCUGACUGCCAGCUUAAAGGUUGUGAGAGUUCGAUUGACGAUGGAGUGGAAUGGAAUGUUCAAUCUGACUUGAAUUGAUAAACAUUUACCGCUUUGAAAGUGUCAUUUUAUACUUCUUUCAUUAAUUUAAAAAAUCAGCAGAAGUGUCAAAGGCAGCUGUAGAAGACAAUGCUAGUUCCCUCAAAGACAGCAAAGACAUCAGAGCACAUCAGCUUAUGAAGCAAUAAAGAUGGAAACAUUUGGAGAUGAUUUUGACGUUGAUAUUGAAGCCGACUUCAUUGGGAGAGAGGCCGACUUGAAGAAACUAUAUAUAGCUUGGGGCGAACACAGAGCAUUUGGAAUAUUCGGACUAAGAUCAGUAGGCAAGUCAAGAUUAAUGAAAGAGUUCUUAACUCGCUAUAAAUCAAGGGAAGACGUUAUUGUAAAUGUGGAUGUGAAACCACUCUCGAAUAUCAGUUCAUUAUAUUCCCACAUAUGCAUAAAACUUGGUAUUGAAACAGAGGCAACAGCACAUGAGUCUGACAGAUGGAUACAUCACAUUGUUAAAGACCUUGUAAAAAGGUCAGAUGAAAGUUUCAUCCUUGUAUUUGACAAUACCGAAGAUUACAUUGAGUUUAAAGGUACAGCUACCCGAGACUCCUUUCUGUCACUUUGUGCACAUGUCAUCAAAAGGUGUUCAAAUGUCAAGAUCAUUCUUACAUCAACAACAAGAGUUCAGUUUGCACAACUGGGAAACGCUUACUUUAGCUGCAAGGUUUUGCCUUUAAAACGAUCAGAAACCAGGCGAUUGUUAAGGUCAGUGACUUUGGGAACAGAUCUUGGAGACUAUGAAGAUUCUAUUGUAACGCUAAGUGAGGGCUUGCCGCUGUUAACACUGAUGAUAGGUUCUGAACUGACGGAAAAUGACGGAAUGCUUACACCUGAGGAUACUGUGGAAUGCCUACUAACAAGCCGGCUCAAAACUCUGAGUAGAGAAUUUUAUCCAAAGGAGGAUAGAGUCGCUGAUGUGUACAAGGACUUCAUAGAUCGACUGGCUGAAGUGUACAGAGAAAAACUCACCGUACUGGAGUAUAUUCCAGGAACAUUUAAUGUAGACCAAGUUAAACAACUUCUUGAUGCUGAAACAGAGGCAAUAGUAAAACAUGACACACUAAAACCAAUUCUUGGGCGGCAUUUUCUGAAUUACGAUCCCAAAACACAACGAUUCAAUAUACAAGGGAUAUUAAGAGAAUGUCUCCAAUCGUACUACACCAUCAAAAAUCUACCAGAAGUCAGAGUUAGAUACUGCAAGAUCUUCACGGCCGUAAUGAUGAACAUAUCUAAACGCCUCGGCACUACACAGUACACAGAGGCAAUGGCGGAAUUCACAGUGGAACACCCAAACUUGCAGAAACUAUUGACAGAUGUGAAACAUACCAGACAAGACACCUAUCACUUCUUCAUAAAGAUUGCAACUGAUUGCACGGUAUUAAUUGAUCAGUUUAUGGCAGGUGAUGGUGAAGACUUUUAUCAAGGUUGUAUGAGGAUUGCAAACAUGUACGGUAAAGACAGAGAUAGAGCAAACGUUCAUAUUGCUGUAGGCAGUCUUUACACGAAUAUAAAGGGACAUUUGGUACGAGGGGCAGAUAAUUACGACUCAGCCAUAGCUGUUUUGGAGAAAUAUGGCAAGUCUCAGCAGCUAGCGACAGCAUAUCAACGAAAGGGCUGGAAUUUACACUCCCAAGGCAAAAACUUAGAGGCAGUAAAGUUUUUGAAGAAAGCUUUUGGUUUGUCAGUUUCCUCUGGGAAAGAAUACCAGUCAAUACUUCUGCAAUCUCUGAACUAUCUAGGUGUUACCAACACCGUCUUAGGACGUUUCGACGAAGCGAAAAAGUAUCAUUUUGAAAGUCUAAAACGACGAAAGGAAAUCCAAGGAGAAGAUCACCCCUUUGUUGGAGCCUGUUUAAACAAUAUAGGCAUUAUGUAUUACCAGAAAGGAGACUCACAUAAAGCCCUCAAAUUUUACGAAGAAGGCCUCGAGAUAAAGAGGAAGUCUGCAACACCUAUGAUAUCACUUGUAAAUUCCUUGAGUAACACAGCUAAUAUGUACAGUGAAACAGGAAACUCUAAGAAAGCCCACAUACUUCUAGAUGAGGCAAUGGAACUACUGAACAAGGAAAAAGUUCCAUCUAGACAUGCUACGUCUUUGAUAUAUGAUACAAAAGGCAAAGUGUUUAGGCGUGAAGGUGCCUUCAAGUUUGCUGAGGAUAUGUUCCAAAAGGCUACAGAUGUAAGGAAAGAAAUAUCCGAAGUAAAUAUACCUUACUUGGAAAGUUUGGUACACUUAGCUAAUAUAAAUAAACGUCAAGGAAAUUAUAUUUCUUGUAUAAAGGUUUCCAACAAGGCUCUUACGAUAAAGGAAAAUGCUGAAAUUGCAAUGCCACAACACCCAUUUAUCAAAGAGUGUUUAGAAUGCUUAGCGGAAGUCUACAGGAAAACAGAUGAUAAAGACAAUUACAAGAAAACACUUGAACAACUUGAAUCAGAACUUAUUCGUCUCGAAAAAGUUCACCUUGAUCACGGGAAUGAAAGAGACCUACUAAAAGUCAGAACUCGAAUGCAUAACAUUAAAGCUGAACUCGAAAUGGCUCCGUAACUUUAAUGAUUUAGGAACAUAAGAACAGAAUUUCAAAAAGUUAUGUCUUUUUACAGACAAAACAUUAUAGCUAUUGUUAAGGAUAAUCAAGUGUUUUCUGACCGCUUAAUAAUGAUUCACAUUUAAGUUAGUUCGAAUACGAUCUUUAACGGUUCAAAAUUAAAAUCUGGGCCAAAAAAGUGUACUUUUAGUGCAAACGUAAGACUCUAGUGCGAAGCAGUAAUCAUGACUACAUGGACUUAGAAAGAAACUGAAGGCAAACGGCCAUAUAUAGAAGAUACAGGAAUCAGUUGACAAUUGCAAUCAGAAUUCCUCUUCAUGUUUACAAAGAUAACAAGAAAGCAAAAUUGUGGCAAUUGUACUUGAAAUUGACACACAGUUUUGUAAGAAAAAGAGUUUGCCAACCAUUUUGAUGUAAAUAUUCUUAAGACACAAUCUAGCCUGUCAAUAAAAUCAAUAUAUACUGCAUAGAAAUAUCUGCAUUUUCUCUUGAUUAUAAAUCUGGAAAAAAUGAUAAUAGAUACCAGUUUUCACUGCAUAUUGUUAAUGUUUGCUGAGUGAAGCAAUCCCUAUUAAUAAAUAUAUAUUAUUUUAGACAACCUCACCACCAUUCAAAAUCCUCCGCGUUAUAAAUAGUCCCAAUCCUUGAAUAACACGUCCCGUUCGUGCCACAGGCACAUGCUUCUUUCGAUGUGUGGUUUUCUUCAUUGACAUCUAGAAGCCUCCCC